UUUUCACUUUCCACUUUUCUGAGAUGAUUUUCAAUCUGUACAUUUUCGAUCGCAGCGGAACCUGCGUCUACUAUUCCGAGUACCACCGACCACGGAAGGCGACGCUGUCCCAAGACGAGGAGUUCAAGCUGACUUACGGCAUGCUGCACUCGAUCAAGUCGUUCGUCACACGCAUCUCGCCCAAGCCAGUGCGCGAGGGUCUCCACUACUACAAGACAAGUACAUACAAGCUGAACUACUUUGAAACCCUCACUGGACUCAAGAUUGUUCUAAACACGGAUCCCGGCGUGGGCGACAUACACGACCUUUUGCAGCAGAUCUACAGCCAAAUCUAUGUCGAAUACGUUGUCAAAAAUCCGCUGUGCACACCAGGCGAGAAAAUCACAAGCGAGCUGUUUGAAACCAGACUGAACGCCCUUAUUACGUCGUUGCCGUAUUUUGCAACAUGAUUCGAUGCCGAACAAUGGUGUAACAGAACAGCGUCUGUACUUUGUUGUGUUGAUGUGAAUAGAGGGCCAAAGAGCCUGUGC
Capsaspora owczarzaki ATCC 30864 is the source of this 530-nucleotide messenger RNA. RefSeq names its product trafficking protein particle complex 1. The record is from RefSeq and is a predicted model, not a curated record. Gene Ontology annotation, biological process: endoplasmic reticulum to Golgi vesicle-mediated transport. The coding region runs from base 24 to 449 and encodes 141 amino acids. Gene Ontology annotation, cellular component: TRAPP complex. NCBI's taxonomy places the organism in Eukaryota, Filasterea, Ministeriida, Capsasporidae. The transcript is spliced from 4 exons.